Molecule: messenger RNA, 2671 nt
Organism: Macrobrachium nipponense
Lineage: Eukaryota; Metazoa; Arthropoda; Malacostraca; Decapoda; Palaemonidae
Exons: 7
Coding region: 823-1701 (292 amino acids)
Source: RefSeq, a predicted model, not a curated record
UCACGGUAUGUGCUCAGGCAAUCUACAGCAAAAUUGGAGUUAUUAGAUUAAAUUUCAAACUGAAAAUCAUUAGUACCAUGUGCAAGAUCAUUCUGGAGUCACAUGUCGUUACAAAGAAGAUCACGCCUACUCUUAACAGUAAUCCACUUAGUUAUUUAUGAAUCCAUUAGCCCCGAUUAAGCAAGUUAUUUUGUUAAUCGUUCCGAGGCUGUAUUAUGUUAAUGUCGCAUAGACAUACAAGGCGUACAGUUAUGGAAUUAUAGGGCGCAUGCGUCUAAAUUAACCACGCGAGAUGGGAAGCCUUUCAAAGGGCACGUUCUAAUAAAAGAUAAAAGUUUCAGUAGUUAAGCUUCUCAGCUUGAAAUCGAAGGAAUCGUGAGUUAUGUGGAUCGAAAUCUCCCCGAGUUAUGUGGAUGUGAAUUGACUUGUUUACUUUAGAGAGCCGGCGGGAUGGUCUAUCGUUAAGUAGACGAGUGACCCGCUAGCCUAACCUCUUCCGAAACACUUCAGUGAUCGCGGAGCCGUUCCGUUACCGCCUACAGCGCCAACCAGCCCCCGAACGCCGCUGCUCAGCGAUUGGACUUCGUAUGUACAGCUCCUCAGGAAGGAGGAACACGUACGCACGCACGUACUCUCAUAUGCUCGCAAUUGAGUGAGCGCAACCCGAGUCGUAUUUUGACAACGGUGGCAGAACGUUGGCCCAGUCUCGGCUGAUUUUGUUAAAGGUUUCUACAAGUCGGCUUCAAGGAAGAGUUUUGACACCACUUAGACUCAAUUGCAUCCGAUUUCUUUUGCAUCACAUAGGCCUCAUCGUCCAGCAAAAUGCGUCUGUGUCUGAUCGUGGGGUUACUGGCCAUCGCAUCUUCAGGCUGGUGUCAGAGUGAGGAGGAGGGCACCGAGGAACUUCCACAGGCGGAGCCCUAUCGACAGACGAUGAGGAACUCCUUCAACAGGCUAGGAGGAGGAGGAGGAGGAGGUGGUGGUGGUGGAGGGGGAGGAGGGUCAGGAUCGAAUCCUUCUGCAUCCUACGAUCUGAGCAAGACUUUCAAUUCUAUGAUACGGAAGAAUGCAGAUUCGCAGCGUGAUACAGACUAUGAGCCUUAUGCCAGCGAGAGCGGAUACGGCGGAGGGGGAGGAGGCGGCUACGGAGGUUACGGAAGUGAGAGCGGUUACGGCUAUUCUCUGACUAAAUACGUCGACUGCAACUCGGCCAUUGCUAUUCUCAGCCUUAUCCUCUUCCUAGACAUACUAAGGGACAUCGUGGAAGACCUGACGCAGUCCAACAGCGGGAGGAAGAAGCGGGAAUCCUCCUCCAUAGAACAGUUCAUCCUCGACGGGGGAGUUGAGGCUCUGGUGGAAGGAAUCCCAGAUGUCGUCGUUCCUCUUUUGUACGACCUGAACGACGCCGUCAACAACGAGGACCCCUUCGAAGGCGAAGACACCGUUAGUGGCAGCAACAGCAGCUGCGUGGCCGAGAGCCUCUGCCAGGCCAACUGGCACCUGAAUGCCCGUUAUGGCGGGAUGGGGCGCGUUGUCGGUGCGCUUCUCUCCAACGUCGUGGCCAAGGCUUUCGUCGGGGAAGAGCCUUCGCUUUUCCAAAAGGCGCUGGAGGCGUCGAAGUGGGGUCGGAGAGGGGCGUCUUGCAAGGCCGUGUAUCCCUGCCGGAGGAAGGACGAGAACUCGACCAGCGGACCAUACUGACUUUGGAGUUGACGGAAAGGUGGUCUGUUUCAGAUAUGGCCGGUAAUAAAGUCACAGGGAUAAAUGUUACGGGAAACAAAGUCACAAGUUUGACUAGGAAAAAAUUUCAUAAAAAAAUAAAAGAAGUCACAUUAAUUUAUGGUGGCCGGUAAUAAAGUCACAGGGUGAAAAUUCACAAUAUUUCUUUAUGAUAUUUAUAGUCUAUUGCUAUAUUUUUAUACGGCAAUCCCCAACGGGCUUGUACUAAACUCCCCAAAAGGGUUAGAACCCUUUUGGGGGUCACUAUCUAGAAAAGAUUACUGUGGUCUUUUUUUUUUUUUUUUUUUUUUUUUUUUUUUUUUUUUUUUUUUGACGUUAUCUCUCGUGACAUUUUUCCCUGGAUUUGUUUCAGAUAUCUUACCGAUGUCACUGAGUUCUUAAGAAAGUAUAAAUUACUUAAUGUAAUUCUCGGUGUAAUUUCAGCAACUGUGCUACGUGUUGUAGCACCCAGAGGCAAUUACUUUAUCAUUACAUAGAGCUAAGUAAUGGAAGUAGGCCUACUUUUCAUUGCAUACAUUAGGAUGAUACAAGGUGAUGAAAUGAAAAGUCGGCCUACUCUCAAUAAGCACACUAUGUAAUGAUAAAGUACUUGCUUCUAGAAGCUAUUUCAUAUAAUGCAAUUAUUAAAAGUACACCAAGAAUUACAUUAAAUAGAUUUUAUAUUUUAUUAAAUUAUUAUUUUCGAGGCUACAGUUCCCCGGAAGUCUUUGUACGCCCCAAAAUUUAUGUGACUAACUACAGCCAUCUAGUCUCAUUAUCAAGGGCAUUAUAGGAGACAAUGAAUCAUUUAACUCAGUGGUUGCCGAACUUUUCAUCUGCAGUGUUACAUUAUAUAGUAAUUAUUUGUUUUAAUUACCAUUCACUUCUUAUAUCAUUAUCAAAAGCACUCAUUAUUAGUAUGUUAAGCUGAACAAGAGUAUAAUAAAAUUGU